This is a messenger RNA of Glycine soja, 1187 nucleotides long. RefSeq lists its product as uncharacterized. The coding region runs from base 46 to 549 and encodes 167 amino acids. The record is from RefSeq and is a predicted model, not a curated record. Lineage: Eukaryota; Viridiplantae; Streptophyta; Magnoliopsida; Fabales; Fabaceae. The transcript has 5 exons.
AUAAGAUUUCGUUGUAUUCAUUUCUUCGUCACCAGUGCAGCAGCAAUGGCGCUUUCCUCCGCAUUCCACGAACGGCUCCACCACAUGGACCGCACGCGAAUUCAACGUCUCUCUCUUCUCCAGGCAGAGAAAGAGUUGCAAGGGAACAAGUACCGCGUUUUGGCUUCAAUGCUCGCAAACAUCAGAGCCACGGAACAGAGGUGCUCGUGGCUCGAUCAGAAAAUCGCGUCGCAGCAUUUCAAGCUUCUUGCUCUCAAGUCUCAAAUCGAGAACCUCGAAGCCAAUCACGAAUCGCUUUCACUAGAACUGAGGUCGAUGCAGAACGAGGUGGAGGAGCUUGAGGAAUUGCGCGUGAAAAGAGAUUGCUUUUACGAUGCAAAAUGGAUCGAAAUGAAGGAGUUCAAGGAAAUCGCGGAUAGGUUUGUGGUGAAAUGUAAAGUGGAAGUUCAGAGUUUGAGGAAUAGAGUCAACGAGGUUUUAAAUAUCGGUCACGGACAGAUGCGGUCCCACUUCCGGUUGUUGGUAGCAUUGCGGUUUGCGGACAGUUAAAAUAUCUUGAUAUUGCGGAUCUACGAAGCACCGACAUGGACACCGGACACAACAUGAACGCAGACACGUGAACACCUAAAAUGUUCAAAAUAUAGAAUGUAGUACAGGUGUCGUGUCGGUGUCAGAUACUGACACGCUGCGUGUCGGAUACUGAGAUGGACGCGUGUCGGACAUCGGACACGCUGAGGUCCUCUUUUGUGGAACUUAGAAGCAGCAGUGGUGACUCUUGCAAUUUGGAGAUAGCUGCUGCUGAAAUGAGAAGGUUGGAACUCCUGGCUGAAAAGGAGAGUGUGUGUAGAAACAUUGAUUAUAACCAACAAGUAAAAGCACAGUUGCAAAAGCAGCUUCGGAGUAUUCUGAUUACGCAAACGCAAGAUAAGGGAUUGGAGGUGAAGAGUAAUGGCUAACUAUUCUUGAACUUGAAUUUGUUCCUUAGAGGCUUAGCCCUUUGUUUAUAUUGACCAAAAAGAAAAGGACUAUUCUGAUGACACAUGAUCAAAACUCAAGAGAGAAGCAAUAAGUCGAGUAACUAAACUUUGAUCAAGGAUUGCUAAGAUUGUUAAUUGUACCAAAAUAUUUAGAAAUAGAUAAUUCCUUCUUAACCCGUGAGAGGUACAUAAUAUAGUUUGUUAGAGAUC